AUGCUCUUCAAACAGGCCAUCCUCCUCUCAGCCCUGUCCACCGUGACCUACGCUACACCUACACAUCUCACCUCCUUUGCAAUCCGCGACAACUACCCUACAAACAUUGGCAACCCGUCAUACUGUGAAAAAGUCGGAAUAUGCAACACCACAAGACUCCCCAACAGCCGAACGCAGUGCACCGAUGACGAGAAAUUGACAUGCCAAUACUACAGCUGCAACGUCGCUUGGUCCGAAUGCCAAGAUUAUAACAGCUUCGCAUCCUGCUCCAACGCCCUGAACCAAUGCGAACCGGUAGGAGGGCGCCCGAUUUCUGACAAAGAUUGUGCCAAGCUCUUCACAGGCUACGACGGUAGUGUCUGUAUGGAUUGCACGUCGGGUAUUAAUGGGCGGUGCCAUAUCAAUCCGGAGGCAUAUAAGCAAUUCUCUGAAGGAGAUGCGUGCAAGAAGUCGACUGAACAGUGUGUCGAUGAAGACUCUUGUAUUGAUGCUCUUUUCGACUGCGAAUAUGUUGGGGGUCCGAAGAUUAGCGAGGAUAAGUGCAAGUAUGUGAUUAUUGGGUCGAAGAAUGACACGGGGGUGCCGAUGGAGGUUGCUUGUGAGGAUUGUACUUCCUAUCAGAAUGGGAUGUGUUUGCUGGAUGAGAUGAACCUUGAGGCGUUUGAACAAGAUUACGAGCUUGUCUAG
Messenger RNA from Penicillium atrosanguineum, 687 nucleotides. RefSeq lists its product as uncharacterized. NCBI's taxonomy places the organism in Eukaryota, Fungi, Ascomycota, Eurotiomycetes, Eurotiales, Aspergillaceae. The coding region runs from base 1 to 687 and encodes 228 amino acids. The transcript has a single exon. The record is from RefSeq and is a predicted model, not a curated record.